This is a messenger RNA of Trifolium pratense (red clover), 529 nucleotides long. Its product is annotated as 22.7 kDa class IV heat shock protein-like. The transcript is spliced from 2 exons. The coding region runs from base 1 to 456 and encodes 151 amino acids. The record is from RefSeq and is a predicted model, not a curated record. Lineage: Eukaryota; Viridiplantae; Streptophyta; Magnoliopsida; Fabales; Fabaceae. Gene Ontology annotation, biological process: protein folding; response to salt stress; protein complex oligomerization.
AUGAAAGAAACGGUUGCAACAACUUGUUUGCAAUAUCAUUGCUUAACAUUUUGUGUCUUAGAAAAAUUCCCAUUUGGCCUCGACAAAAACGAUCCGUCUAUUUCACUGUCACCUCGUAGAAUAGACUGGAAGGAAACAACAGACGAACAUGUUAUAACGUUGGACGUGCCGGGGUUAAGAAAAGAUGAGAUAAAGAUAGAAGUAGAAGAGAAUGGAGUGGUGAGAGUAAGUGGUGAAAGGAAGAAAGAAGAAGAAAAAAAAGGUGAUCAUUGGCAUAGAGUUGAAAGAACUUAUGGAAAAUUCUGGAGACAAGUUAGAUUGCCUGAAAAUGUUGAUUUGGAUUCUGUUAAAGCUAAGAUUGAAAAUGGUGUUCUUACUUUAACACUUAAUAAGUUGUCACAUGAUAAGAUGAAAGGUCCUAGAGUUGUUAGCAUUGUUGAGGAGGAUGAGUUAUAGUCAUUGACUGAUUCUGAUCAGUUAGUCAUAAUGAAUAAAAUUGUCUUUUAAUUGUGUGUUUGAUUUACAAAUA